Messenger RNA from Cinclus cinclus, 1635 nucleotides. Its product is annotated as sodium/hydrogen exchanger 9B2-like. Bases 1 to 1635 code for a protein of 544 amino acids. Gene Ontology annotation, molecular function: antiporter activity. Gene Ontology annotation, biological process: proton transmembrane transport. The record is from RefSeq and is a predicted model, not a curated record. The transcript has 11 exons. NCBI's taxonomy places the organism in Eukaryota, Metazoa, Chordata, Aves, Passeriformes, Cinclidae. Gene Ontology annotation, cellular component: membrane.
AUGGUAAAGGAAGAUGUAAAUGACAGUGAAGAUUUUGAACCAUCAGUAUGUGAGAGAAGUGGCAUGAUUCCCAUGCAUGAGCAAAGUGAGCAGGGACCAACAGCAGAUGCCAAAGGUACUGAUGGGAAUGUACAAACAGAAGAAACUGCUCUCUUGAACCACUGCACUCAGCAACCUCCAGAACCAACAGCAGGGUCUUCAUCACCUGCAGGAACAUGGAGGCAAAUAUUUGCUUGUCCUCCUCAGGGUUUACUGGCCCAAACAGUGACAAAUGUUGCAUUUGUGGUCCUGAUUUGGGCUGUGGUUUGGUCCAUAACUGGGGCUGAGUGUCUCCCAGGUGGAAAUCUCUUUGGAAUUCUGUUUCUUUAUUUCUUUGCUGUCAUCGGAGGUAAAAUUUUUGGAUUAAUUAAAAUACGAACGCUACCCCCUCUUCCUGCUCUUCUGGGGAUGCUACUUGCUGGUUUCCUAAUCCGAAAUACCCCGUUCAUCAGUGACUUUGUGCAGAUAAACCUACGCUGGUCUGCAGCACUGAGGAAUAUUGCUCUUUCCAUUAUCUUGACCCGAGCAGGACUUGGCCUGGAUCCAAAGGCUCUUAAGAAGCUCAAAGCUGUCUGUUUACGGCUUGCUUUUGGACCGUGCCUCUCAGAAACAGGCACAGCUGCUGUCCUUGCCUACUUGUUCCUGCACUUGCCAUGGCAAUGGGGAUUUAUAUUAGGUUUUGUUCUAGGUGCAGUCUCCCCUGCUGUGGUGGUUCCCUCCAUGCUGAUUUUACAAGCUGGGGGAUACGGGGUGGAGAAAGGUGUCCCAACUUUGCUAAUGGCAGCCGGCAGCAUCGAUGACAUUCUGGCUAUCACAGGCUUCAACACCUGCCUUGGGAUGGCUUUCUCUUCUGGUUCUACUCUCUACAAUGUGCUCCGUGGCGUGCUCGAGGUCGCUCUUGGCAUAGCAGCUGGGGGAAUUCUGGGAGUGUUUAUUCGAUAUUUCCCAAGCCAUGACCAGGCAUCUUUGGCAUGGAAGAGAUCAUAUUUUGUACUUGGACUGUCCAUGUUUGCUGUUUUUGGCAGCAUCUACUUUGGCUUCCCUGGAUCAGGAGGUCUCUGCACAUUAGUCUUAGCUUUUGUUGCAGGUGUGGGAUGGUCUGAUGAAAAGAGGGAAAUAGAAAAAAUUGUGGCAGUUGCAUGGAAUAUCUUUCAACCUUUUCUUUUUGGUUUAAUUGGAGCAGAAGUAUCUGUUACAUCUCUUAGGCCUGAAACCGUUGGGCUCUGUGUUGCUAUAUUAGGCAUUGCCCUAGUUGUGCGAAUCAUAGCAACGUUCCUGAUGGUAUCUUUUGCUGGGUUUAAUUUCAAGGAGAAGGUAUUUGUCUCAUUGGCAUGGAUUCCCAAAGCCACUGUCCAGGCUGCAAUAGGUUCUCUUGCCCUGGAUACAGCAAGACGACAUCGAGAUGAGCAACUGGAAAAGUACGGAAUGGAUGUACUGACAGUAGCAUUCUUGGCUAUCUUGAUCACUGCUCCAAUUGGAGCCCUGGUUAUUGGCUUGGCAGGGCCCAGACUUUUGCAGAAGGCUCAAACAAAUAGCAAGGAGGAUGAGGAAGGUGCAGAGGUUGGAGAAGAAGCAGAGGCCUGUGAACCUUCAUAA